AUGGUUGAUGCUACAACAGGGCAUGAAGCUAUGUCAUUCAUGGAUGGGUCCUCCGGAUACAAUCAAAUCAGAAUGUCUCCAAAGGAUGAAGAGUGUACUGCUUUCCGAACUCCAAAAAGGAUAUAUUGCUACAAAGUGAUGCCCUUCGGUCUGAAGAAUGCCGGUGCCACCUACCAACGUGCGAUGCAAAACAUCUUUGAUGACAUGCUUCAUAAGAGGGUUGAAUGCUACGUCGAUGACUUGGUGUUUCUUGGCUUCAUUGUGCGUCAUCGUGGAAUUGAAGUUAAUCCUGCAAAGAUUGACGCCAUUCAGAAAAUGCCCAAGCCAAAGAACUUGAGAGAGCUUCGAAGUCUCCAAGGAAACUUAGCAUUCAUCCGGAGGUUCAUCUCUAAUCUAGUCGGACGGUGUCAACCCUCCAAUCAUAUAUUGAGGAAGGAUAUCCCUUUUCAUUGUGAUCAGUCAUGUCAAAAUGCUUUUGAAAGCAUCAAAAAAUACUUGCUGAAUCCACCUGUGUUAGGGGCGCCAAUGCUUGGGAAGCCGUUGAUACUCUACAUCGCGGCACAUGAACGUUCACUUGGAGCACUGCUUGCUCAAGAGAAUGAGGAAGGAAAGAAACAAGCCUUGUACUACCUUAGCCGAACUCUAAUAGGAGCUGAGAUGAACUAUACGCCUGUUGAGAAAAUAUGCUUAGCGUUACUUUAUGCGAUAAAGAAGCUAAGGCAUUAUUUUGAAGCAUACACCAUCAAACUCAUCUCUCGAGCAGAUCCCGUGAAGUUCGUGAUGACUCGACCUGUUCUUUCUGGACGCCUAGCAAGAUGGUCCAUAUUGUUUAACCAAUAUGAGAUCACAUACACACCUCAAAAAGCUGUGAAAGGACAAGCACUAGCCAAUUUUCUGGCUGAUCACCCUCUUCCGGCGGAAUGGGAGCUUUCGGAUGAGUUUCCAGAUGAAGACGUUUUGUUCAUCGAAGAGUUUCCACCAUGGACAAUGUUCUGCGAAAGAUCUGCAUGUCGUAACGGUGCGGGGGCAGGUGUUGUGUUGAUCUCUCCAGAAAGACAAGUCUUUCCAUUCUCCUUUGUUUUAGGUGAAACAUGCUCCAACAAUGCCGCAGAGUACCAAGCUUUGAUCGUCGGUCUCGAAAUGGCAUUAGAAAUGAAUAUUCUACAGUUGGAGAUCUACGACGACUCUAAGCUAAUCAUCAACCAACUUUUGGGGAGUUACGAGGGAAAGAAGGAAGAUCUAUUGCCAUACCAUCAAUACGCUUCUGGUUUACUUGAAAAAUUCGAUCAAGUGUUCUUAAACCACAUCCCAAGAGAAGAAAAUCGCAAGGCUGAUGCUUUGGCUAACUUGGCCACGACGAUGGCUCUUGGAGAGAAUGAGUCAACAAAGGUAUAUGUGUGCCAUCGAUGGGUUAUUCCUAGACUUCUGGAUCUUCAAGUCAACGAAAGCCAUCAUACGUCUGUUCGAGUGAUUGAAGAAGAAGAUUGGAGGCAACCACUGAUAGAGUACCUUGAACAUGGAAAGUUACCUGAAGAUCCGCGACAAAGAACAGACAUCAAACGAAGAGCACCGCGAUUCAUCUUCUAUAAGGGGACAUUGUUUCGCCGUUCUUUUGAAGGACUAUUCUUGCGAUGUCUUGACAAAGAAGAAGCCCGCCAAGCGAUGGAGGAAGCACAUUCUGGCUCAUAUGGAUCACACCAAUCUGGUCCCAAGCUCCAUUUUUGCAUCAAGAGGAUGGGCUACUACUGGGCGAUGAUGGUGAAGGAUUGCAUGGAUCAUGCCAAAAGAUGGCAAGCGUGUCAAUUUCAUGCAAACUACAUCCACCAACCUCCAGAGCCUCUUCACCCAACUGUAGCUUCAUGGCCUUUUGAUGCAUGGGGACUUGAUGUUGUAGGACCACUUCCAAAGUCAUCAAAGGGACAGAUGUACAUAUUGGCCGCUACGGACUACUUCUCUAAAUGGGCGGAAGUUGUUCCACUCAAGGAGGUGAAAAAGGAAACUGUCGUCGACUUUAUCAAGUCAUAUAUAAUUUUUAGGUACGGCAUACCAAGAUACAUAAUCACCGAUAAUGGAACGCCAUUUGACAACAAGCUCGUAAAGAGUCUAUGCGAGAAGUUCGGUUUCAAGCAACAUAAGUCUUCAAUGUAUAAUGCACCUGCCAACGGCCUCGCUGAAGCUUUUAACAAGACGCUUGGUAACCUUUUGAAGAAAGUUGUUGCAAAGAACAAGAGAGACUGGCAUGAGAGAAUUGGUGAAGCUUUGUGGGCAUACCGGACAACCUUCAGAACUGCUACACAAGCAACUCCUUACUCUUUGGUAUAUGGCGUAGAAGUAGUCCUGCCGUUGGAGCAACAAAUUCCAUCAUUGCGGAUAGCAAUCCAAGAAGGGCUCACGUCCGAAGAGAAUGCUCAACUUCCCCUAGCAGAGUUAGAGGCAUUGGAUGAGAAAAGAUUGGAAGCGCAACAAAAAUUGGAGUGCUAUCAAGCUCGACUAGCUAGAGCCUUCAACAAGAAAGUGCGGCCACGAUCAUUCCAAGUGGGAGACUUAGUCCUAGCUGUUCGACAACCCAUAAUCCUCAACAAACGCAUAGGCGACAAGUUUACCUCAAAAUGGGAUGGGCCAUAUGUUGUGAAGGAAGCAUAUUCAAGUGGCGCAUACAAAAUUGUCGAUAAGGAUGGUCUCAGAAACCAAGCGGAUUGCAGUUUGGACAUUUCCAGUUUGAGAUACGAUUUUUUCAAUGCGAGCAUGAAAGGCUAUAAAGCCAAAACAGCAAAGACGCACCAAGUGCUUGCUCGCCGAAGUUGGAAAAGCCUACUCCAGUUGUCUCCCUCGCCAGCCUGCAACAAUGUGAUAUGGUACAUGUCGCACUCACUCGCCAAGGAUGAAAUAUGUUCGCUCGAGCUCCAAGCCUCUUCCUCGCCAAGUCGCAAGGCUGAGAUGCACCAUGUUCUCGCUCGCAUGUUCCAAAGUGGGAAUAUCGCUCGUCGAUCAAGCUCGCUUAGGAAUACUCUACAUGUCUCUCGUCAAGCUGCAAGAAGGGUUGUACCAAGUUGCUAUCGUACUCUCUUGAAAACCUGCAAAAAUAAGAAAAGAUUUUGGAGCCCUCGGUGCCAACAACACGAAGUUUUUAGAUACGGUGCCAAUAGCACGACGAUUCAGCACCAUGGCGCUUCAGUUUGA
Molecule: messenger RNA, 3180 nt
Organism: Nicotiana attenuata
Lineage: Eukaryota; Viridiplantae; Streptophyta; Magnoliopsida; Solanales; Solanaceae
Exons: 3
Coding region: 1-3180 (1059 amino acids)
Biological process (GO): DNA integration
Molecular function (GO): nucleic acid binding; RNA-DNA hybrid ribonuclease activity
Source: RefSeq, a predicted model, not a curated record